GGAAAUACAUUUACGCACACAAAAUUUUUGCGCGAAAGUUUCUUCUGCAUGUUUUUGUUCGCUCUGCCCCUACAUAUGUAAAAAAAAUUAUAUUAUUGACUGUUUUCUGCCAAAACAGACAAGAAACCACAAGCAUGGACGAAUAUGAUGAAAUGUACGGGAUUGAAGAUGAUUUUGAGCAACAGUUUGCGGAUGAACUGGAAGUGAUGGCGGAAAUAGACUUCGAGCCUCCACUAUGUGCAAAAGUGUCUGAAUUACGCAAUAAGAAACAGAUCUCACAGACAUUUGAGGAGGCCAUCACGUCAGGUGACCUGCCAUCAAGUAAAUCAGUGAAUAACCAGAAUCUUGUGAGCACCACAGCGAGCAUCUCACCUCCAGCGUGCGAGGAGGACGAGUCCUUGACCCCUAAACCCAAGAAACGGAGACAAGAUGUGGUGAAAAAGCUUGAGUUUUGUGUUGAACAUGGUGAUGACAUCACCCCUCCCUCUUCCCCAGAGGUUUACGAUAAGUCAGCGAGAGAUGGGCCUGGAGUUUUGCUGUCCUUCAGUCCUGUCAGACCAGCAGCUACCAAGAUAUCAACCAAUGUGUUGGAUAUUAGUGGACUAGCAGCUUUGCAGGAGUCACCAAAGAGGAUCACUGCAGCAAGACGCCAUACCCAAAAACGCACACCAGCAAUUGGAGAUUACAUCACUGUCACAGACUCCAUGGGGAACAGAGUCUAUCUUAGCAAGAAAGAGGAAGAGGAGAAGGCGCCAGACCCAAGAGCCUUCCGUAACUCAUUGAAUGGACUAGGACUGCUAGCUGUUCCCAUUGAAGUGCUGAAAGAACAAAUUGCAGAGAGACGCCAUCGACAAAUGAUUGAAGAAUCCCAAAAACUGACAGAACUGCUGAAUAGUGGUACAGAUCCAGAGCUUCUAGCAGAAGAGCAGACAGACUCUGGUGUGGUUGGUGAUAGUGGGGAAGAAGGAGGCUCUUCCUCUCGGCUGUGGGUGGAUCAGUUCUCGCCAAAGCACUACACAGAGCUACUGAGUGAUGAUUUCACUAACCGCUGUCUGUUGAAGUGGCUGAAGCUUUGGGACACUGUGGUCUUUGGUAGAGAGAGGAAACCCCGUCCGGCUCCUGCAGACGCCAGAUCGAAUUUUACAAACACUCAAAACCAAAACCUAUCUCAGCGUUUCAAAACCAAGAGUCAAAUCACAGAAGAGAUCCUGGAGGCUGAACUAGACCAGUACAAAAGACCGAAAUUUAAGGUGGCACUGUUAUCAGGUCCUCCUGGACUGGGGAAGACCACGCUUGCUCAUAUUAUUGCAAAACAUGCUGGAUACAAUGUGGUGGAAAUCAACGCUAGUGAUGACCGUAGUGCAGAGCUCUUCCAGAAACGUAUUGAUACAGCAACACAGAUGAAGUCAGUCCUUGGAGCCAAUGAGAAGCCCAACUGCCUUAUUAUAGAUGAGAUUGAUGGAGCUCCUUCUGCUGCCAUCAAUAUCUUAUUGGCCACCUUGAACAGGAAGGAUGGCAAAGAGGUGGAGGAGUCAGGCGUUAAUGCCUUGAAAAAGAAAAAGAAGAAACAAUCUGUGCUGCUUAGACCAAUUAUCUGCAUCUGCAAUGACCUUUAUGUCCCAGCUCUGAGGCCUCUGAGACAGCAAGCGUUCCUAUUGGCCUUUCCACAGACACUGCCCUCCCGCUUGGCUCAAAGACUGACAGAGAUCACACGUCGUCAGGGUAUGAAGGCAGAUACUGGCACUCUGAUGAUCUUGUGUGAAAAGACCGACAAUGACAUUCGUGCUUGCAUCAACACAUUACAGUUUUUACACAGCCGUGGACAGAAGCACUUGGAUCAGCGCAGUGUUAGUUCCAUGUGUGUUGGGUUGAAAGACCAAAACAAGGGACUCUUCUCAGUUUGGCAGGAAAUCUUCCAGCUUCCUCGAUUGAAAAGGAAGCGGAUUGGUGGAGAUCCUUUUGGAGGUUUUGAUGAGGCAGGGCCUAAAGAUGGCGUACAAAGACUUCAGCACAUCUUACAUGUAGUCUCCUCUAAUGGAGAGCAUGAGAAACUUACUCAGGGUUUGUAUGAUAACUUCCUCAGUAUGAAGCUUAAGGACCCAGGGAUGUUGGGUGUGUGCGCAGGGCUUGACUGGUUGUGUUUCUCCGACCUGUUGAAUGAGUGCGUUUUACAUGGACAAAACUACUCUCUCAUGCGAUACCUCCCUUUCCUGCCCGCUGCCUUCCACCACCUAUACGCUGCAAACUCUGUCCCACGCAUCAGUUACCCACACAGCCACUAUGAGGCUUUAACUAAAACCCAACACACAAAGAAUGCACUGAUUGCCAUGUUGAAUGAUAUCCCACCUGCCGUACAGAGUCGUGUUUGCAUGAACACUCUCUGUUUGGACAUUCUCAGCCUUCUACUGGAUCUCAUCUCCCCCAAACUGCGGCCAGUAAACCCUCAGCUUUACAGCACCAGGGAAAAGCAGCAGCUCUAUGAUUUGAUCGACACCAUGAUCAACUACAACCUGACCUACAGACAAGAUCGCUCACCAGAGGGACAGUACGCUUAUGUGCUGGAGCCUGAUUCGCCUCAAUCCGGGUGGCGGAGGACGAAUCCCAGCUGCCUCCGCGUCUGAGACCGCCAACCCGCGCAUCUUAUCACGUGGCUUGUUGAGCGUGUUGCCACGGAGACAUAGCGCGUGUGGAGGCUUCACGCCACCCACUGCGGCAUCCACGCUCAACUCAUUACACGCCCCACCGAGAACGAACCACAUUAUAACGACCACGAGGGGGUUACCCCAUGUGACUCUACCCUCCCUAGCAACCAGGCCAAUUUGGUUGCUUAGGAGACCUGGCUGAAGUCACUCAGCACACCCUGGGAUUCGAACUAGCGAACUCCAGGGGUGCUAGCCAGUGUCUUUUACCACUGAGCUACCCAGGCCCCCAUGACAUGCCUUUUUUUAUUAUUUAAAAGUGUUCCUUAAGGUUCACUUAUAAUAGUAGUAGGGUUGUCAUAAAAUAUUGAUAUAUUGAUUAUUGAUCAGCACUUUAUUUUAUCGCUACAUUUUUGAGGCAUCGAUAUAUUAACAUCAGCCUACAUUUCAAUUAGAAGCCUAAUUUGUGCGCAUUCAAUUCACUGCGAGUUGCAUUCCAUUCAGUGUAGUCUGACAUAAUAGCUUUGGGAGACUACAAACAUGAUCAUUUUCCACCCUCAUUCUGACCCUCUGCCAAAAACACUGACAGAGGGUCAGAACACUGGUGUUGGUGCUUUUUCUACUUUAAGACUUGACAGUAAACGCCCACUUUUCUGAUUGGCUGUCUGCUCUUGACAUCUCACUGCUCAUCUCUGCUGGGCAGGCUACGGAAGUGAUCAAAGAUAAAGUAGGUGUUGAUGUGUUGAUGUGGAGGCGGUCAGAUGCACAGUGUGAAAUCGCAGUGUAGAGGAAGGGUUGUUUUGACAACUUGGUUUAACCAAUGCUUUUUUUACAGUGAGGUGAAAGUUUUGAGUUCUGAACCGCACAGGAUGUUAUUGUAGUACAAUGACCUCUUAUAUGUCAAAAGUUCAAGGAAAAUUUGAUUCCUCGUGUCAUGACCCCUUUAAUAAACAUCAACCUUAUAUAUAGACUACAUCACAAGAUUACACACAGUGACAUUUAUUGAGUGAUAUUUGUUUACCUGUUCAUCAUGAUUUGUGAGAGAUUAGGCUUUAGCUCCAGAUUAUUCUCUCUCUCUCUCUCUCUCUCCCCCUCCCCCCUUCUUUUUGUGUUACUCUCCAUACCCCUGUUUUAAUUUGGCAUUUCUGUCAUGAGAACUUUUUGCUACUCAUCUUUGAAACUGCAAUAUGCUGCACUUCAGCAUAAGGAGAGAACCACAAUCCUCUCUGUGGGUUACGAUUCUCUAACCACAUAUUAAUUGAUGGAAUUGAAGCUGAAAACAUUGAAACGCAAGCUUUUGUUAGUCUUUAAAGCGGAGCUCUUGCUGCUGAAACUUUGGACUUCUGCUUGACGCCACUAGAAAAGGAUAAAAACCAGGAAUGAGAAGAUGAAGAAAAGAUUUGGACUGUUGGAUUGAUUUUCACAAGGGGAAUUCAAGCUGAAACUGAAGAAGAGAACCUGUGUACAUGUUUGCAUUUUAUCUUUAUAGCAUUUUUCGUGUUGUGAUUAGGCCUAGAUUUAGAUUUUUAUUGAAUAAAAUGGUAACUGUUGUGUAAUUGUCUAGUAAUGCAAUGUAAAAAAAAUCUAGUAAUUUUUUUCUUCUUCAGUGGCCGAUGCUGAUAUCUAGUGAGACGGGUGGCCGAAGACUGUUAUAACGGCAGUAUAUUUAUAAGAUAGAAUGAGAUUAUUGCAAAUAAAGCGUACACAAAAUUGCAGAAAUUAUAAUUUAUUUUUACAUUUACAAAACUCAAAUAUUUGAGCAGAAAAUUAGCAUUAUCCAUUGACAGGAUGUUGGUGGAUAUUUGACCUGACAAGAUCAAGUUAAAGGAAUGUUCUGGGUUUAAUACAAGUUGAGCUCGAUUGACGGCACGGAAAAUAGUUUUUACUCUUACCUCGUUUAUUAAACCCCGCCCCCCCCCCCC
Myxocyprinus asiaticus (Chinese sucker) is the source of this 4561-nucleotide messenger RNA. RefSeq names its product CTF18, chromosome transmission fidelity factor 18 homolog (S. cerevisiae) (gene chtf18). The record is from RefSeq and is a predicted model, not a curated record. The coding region runs from base 135 to 2621 and encodes 828 amino acids. NCBI's taxonomy places the organism in Eukaryota, Metazoa, Chordata, Actinopteri, Cypriniformes, Catostomidae. Gene Ontology annotation, molecular function: ATP binding; ATP hydrolysis activity. The transcript is spliced from 19 exons.